Dermacentor andersoni is the source of this 1306-nucleotide messenger RNA. NCBI's taxonomy places the organism in Eukaryota, Metazoa, Arthropoda, Arachnida, Ixodida, Ixodidae. The record is from RefSeq and is a predicted model, not a curated record.
AUGCAAGGCAUUCUCCAAGAAAUCGCGGCAAACCUCGGCAAGAAAAAGCGCAAGAAGAAGCACAAUGUGGAGAAGGAUGACCAGAAGCCUACCGAGCCGAAAGAGGAGCCAGCUCGCCAGCACAAGGCAGUCAGCAAACAGAGAGCCGAUGAGGUUAUGUCCCUGGGGUCGUCGGACUCAUCAGUUGGGAAGAAGUCGCCCACUUCCAACCAAGAGGAGGAGGACGAGGAUGAGGACCAAGAAGGGGGAGAACCGGAGACGGCGUAUGGGGGAGCUGCGAUCCGAUGUGUCCGAUACUGCUGCCUGCUGCUGCUCUUCCUGUUUCUCGCUGGAGUCAUUGUCGCGAACGUGGCCUACACCGUCUCUCCCAGGAGGUUCUCCAACUUUCUUUGUAGCCUGGGUAUCUUCAAACCGGAUAACCUCACAAACAUGAACCUAUCCCUCAUCGACGAUGGAAGCGAAUUAGGGCAUCCAUUAGAAGACAGCGCAUCUGGCCGAAGCAUCUUCGACGUCCGUCAUGAAGUGAUGGAAGAACCAUUCUUCAACGACGCGCAGACCACCGAUCAAAUUGACGAGUACGAGGAGACGGCCGCUGACACGCCCAAUGGCUCCACGCGCUGCACAGGACCCGUUAUGUGCAACCAAACUACGAUUCACGCUUCGGGGAUGUUCACUUCCACCGACGAUUCCAUGCAGAGGUUUCUAAACUUUGACGACGAUGCUCAGCAGGCGGACUCCAACGACGAAGAAGACGAAUCUCUUAAAUCCAUUGACUUCGGGAGUUUUCUCGAUGCCGGAGGGGUUCAGAAGCGAUCCACGACAACUCCAUCUGCUCCGCCAGGUAACCGUGCACCUGGAAAGCUGGCAACGACGGAUUCAGCUCUGAAGGACCUUCUUUCUCGCUUCCCGCAGCCGCGUUCGGAUGACGUCACAGAGACGCAGCCGGCGCGAGAGGUGGCAUUCAAUGCAGACGACAUUGUAGAGACAGUGACCACAGUAGCUGACCGAAGUGCUGUUACCCUGGGGGAAUAUCGGGUGCCGUCCAUUCCAGUUGUCAAUACGCGACCUAGGUUCUUCGAAGAUGCUCUUAAGUACCGUGGACGAACGAAUCCACCGGCAAUAUUUCACCUGGAUAGGAUCCUGGUUGAACAAUAUCGCUAUCUGCGAAAUAUCACCGACACGAACUCCACAUCUAUAUAUUUAAGCACGUCUAUCGGACCUAAUUGAACGACUGAAUUAUCAAUGUUUUAUAUUUACAUAUAUAUGCACGCGCAUUCAGGAGCCGAGUGAAUGGCAAGGACUGAAA